AUGGGCAUCGUGGCGCGGGGCUGCGGAGACAUGCUGACGGGCACCGAGCCGAUGCCGGCGAGCGACGAGGGCCGGGCGCCCGGCGCCGACCCGCAGAACCGCUACUUCUACCCGGAGCCCGGCGCCCAGGACGCGGCCGACCGUCGCGGGGGCGCCAGCCUGGGGGCGCCCUACGCCGGGGGCGCCCUGGUGCCCGCCCCGCCGGGCCGCUUCCUCGGAGCCUACGCCUACCCGCCCCGGCCCCAGGCGGCCGGCUUCCCCGGGGUGGGCGAGCCCUUCCCGCCGGCGGCGAGCGCCGAGGGCUACCAGCCCGGGGACGGCUACGCGGCCCCCGACCCGCGCUCCGGGCUCUACCCGGGGCCGCGCGAGGACUACGCGCUGCCGGCGGGGCUGGAGGUGUCGGGGAAGCUGAGAGUCGCGCUCAACAACCACCUGUUGUGGUCCAAGUUCAAUCAGCACCAGACGGAGAUGAUCAUCACCAAGCAGGGGCGGAGGAUGUUCCCGUUCUUGUCAUUUACUGUGGCGGGGCUGGAGCCCACCAGCCAUUACCGGAUGUUCGUGGAUGUGGUCUUGGUGGACCAGCACCACUGGCGGUAUCAGAGCGGCAAGUGGGUGCAGUGUGGAAAGGCUGAGGGCAGCAUGCCAGGAAACCGCCUGUACGUCCACCCAGAUUCCCCGAACACUGGAGCGCACUGGAUGCGCCAGGAAGUCUCGUUCGGGAAACUGAAGCUCACCAACAACAAAGGGGCCUCUAAUAAUGUGACCCAGAUGAUCGUCCUCCAGUCUCUCCAUAAGUACCAGCCUCGGCUGCACAUCGUUGAGGUGAACGACGGGGAGCCGGAGGCGGCCUGCAACGCUUCCAACACACACAUCUUCACCUUCCAAGAGACCCAGUUCAUUGCCGUGACCGCCUACCAGAAUGCGGAGAUCACUCAGCUGAAAAUUGAUAAUAACCCUUUUGCCAAAGGAUUCCGGGAGAACUUUGAGUCCAUGUAUGCAUCUGUUGACACCAGCGUGCCCUCCCCGCCUGGACCCAACUGUCAAUUGCUUGCGGGAGACCACUACUCUCCUCUCCUACCCAACCAGUAUCCUGUUCCUAGCCGCUUCUACCCAGACCUUCCAGGGCAGGCCAAGGACGUGGCUUCCCAGCCCUAUUGGUUAGGGGGCCCCCGGGACCACAGCUACGAGGCUGAGUUUCGGGCAGUGAGCAUGAAGCCUGCCUUCCUGCCCUCCGCCCCUGGACCCACCAUGUCCUACUACCGAGGCCAGGACGUCCUGGCGCCUGGAGCUGGCUGGCCAAUGGCCCCCCAGUACCCUCCCAAGAUGGGCCCAAGCGGCUGGUUCCGCACCAUGCGGACUCUCCCCAUGGAACCUGGUCCUGGAGCUUCAGAGGGACGGGGGCCAGAGGACCAGGGCUCCCCUUCGGUGUGGACUGAGAUCACCCCCAUCCGGCCAGAGUCCAGUGACUCGGGACUGGGUGAAGGAGACUCUAAGAGGAGGCGCGUCUCCCCCUAUCCUUCCAGUGGCGACAGCUCCUCCCCUGCUGGGGCCCCUUCUCCUUUUGAUAAGGAAACUGAAGGCCAGUUUUAUAGCUAUUUUCCCAAUUGAGCCGAUGACAUGACAGAAACCGUGUCAUCGGGCUGGAGGACACCAGCUAAUGCAGACAGCUGACUCCGGGCUGGGAGGCCCCAGCUCCCUUCGUCCCUUCUCCUUUUGUAGUUGGUUGAGGAAGAGGGGGGCUGAGAAGGCUUCUGGGGUUCCCUCGCUGCUUCGGGCCCACUGCGAAACCUGAGAGGCGUGUCCCCUGCCCCUUCCUCUGCCCUAACUACAGUCAUUUACCUGGUGCUGCUUCUGGCUGUGGGUUCCCAGCUGGAGAACAGAAAACAGAACAAGAAG
Nyctereutes procyonoides (raccoon dog) is the source of this 1896-nucleotide messenger RNA. RefSeq names its product T-box transcription factor 21 (gene TBX21). Gene Ontology annotation, molecular function: DNA-binding transcription factor activity, RNA polymerase II-specific; RNA polymerase II cis-regulatory region sequence-specific DNA binding. Gene Ontology annotation, cellular component: nucleus. The coding region runs from base 1 to 1608 and encodes 535 amino acids. NCBI's taxonomy places the organism in Eukaryota, Metazoa, Chordata, Mammalia, Carnivora, Canidae. Gene Ontology annotation, biological process: cell fate specification; regulation of transcription by RNA polymerase II; lymphocyte migration. The transcript has 6 exons. The record is from RefSeq and is a predicted model, not a curated record.